AUGGCCGAGCUCAGCUUCGGUCACAACUUGCGAGCGAAGAGGAAGGAAGUCAUCAACAACACCUUGAACUUCCUGCCAUGGGCCCAAGGUUGCUUCACAGCCUGUGGGCCCACAGGGUUCAACAGCCUCGAGACGCUGGCGCCAGCCAACACGGUGAAUUUCAACAAUGCUCCAGCAAAGAUGCUCGGGAUCGCCCUGCACGAGUACGGAUCGCCGUAUCAGUUCAAGGUCCAACUCUGCAACCUCCCCCGAGAGAUUCGAGACUUCGAGGUCCUCGUGCAAGUCCAGACGGUCUCCGUCAACCCGACAGACUGCAAGCUGAGGAGCGGGAGCCUGUCCCAGCUCUACCCGCUCUCUCUUCCUGUUCUCCUUGGCUGCGACUUCAGCGGCAUCAUUGUCAAGGCAGGAUCGGCGGUUCCGUUCAAGGUCGGGCAGAAGAUCUUCGGGCGUCAGACGCUGGACAGGAUCCGUGAAGUUCAUGGGACGUAUGCGGAGUACUGUGUGGCAGACUACCAUGAGAUCGCUGAGAUGCCGGAGGAAGCGAGCUUCGAACAGGCAGCGGCUGUGCCUUGGGCAGGCCUUACAGCUUACGCGGCACUGGUGCGGGUGGGGGGGAUCUCCUACAAGAACUCGACAGGAGGGAGGAGAGCUGUUCUUAUACUUGGGGGAAGCGGAGGCGUCGGGACGUUUGCCGUGCAGAUAGCGAAGCAUUAUCUUCGAUGCCACACUACAGUGACAUGCAGCUCGUCGAACGCUGAGAUGAUGGAGAAGAUUGGCGCUGACGAGAUCGUCAACUACAACGACGUUAACUUCUGGGACAAGAUCAGCAAGCCGAUCUUAGGGCAGGGCAAGGUCGGCUACAACGUCGUCCUCGACUGUGUCGGAGGAGACGAUUACUGGCAAGCGUGCCAGCCGCUGCUGGUCGAAGAUGGAUCAUAUGUAACCCUAGUGGGAGCGGAGAGAUAUGGAGGCGAAGAGAAGUCAGAGCCUAGAGUACAGUGUCGGAUCUGCAAUAACUGCGCAGGUCAGAUGGUGGUGUUGGUGGUGGUGAUGAUGAUUAUGAUGAUGGGGAUGAUGUGGAUGGGGAUGGGGAUGGGGAUGGGGAUGGGGAUGGGGAUGGGGAUGGGGAUGGGGAUGGGGAUGGGGAUGGGGAUGGGGAUGGGGAUGGGGAUAACGAUAAUGGUGGAGAUGAUGGUGAUGAUGAUGAUGAUGGUGAUGAUGCAAUCGGGGAUCAGGAGAGGUCUUGGACUGAUAGGGGCCAGCAAGCGAUACACCGUCUUCACGCCAUCCAUGACUAAUAACGAGGACCUCUCAAUCCUUGCUUCCCUGAUGCGCGAGGGCAAGAUGGUGCCUGUUGUCUCAAAGAAGUUGAAUGUAGUUGAUGUCAGAAACCUUAGUGAGGGUGUCGUGCCGAAGGAUUGGAAUGCUUGCAGUCUGUCUGGGAUGUACAGCAUGUAUGACAUCAUCGAUGCACACGAGCAUCUCGAGACUCAUCACGCCGUGGGCAAGUGUGUGAUCCAGAUACGGAAGACUAUCCCCGAGGAAGAGGACGAACAAGGAUCGCAACCCGAUGACGACGAUGACAAGGAGAUCGAUUUGGCAAACAUGGUGCUAGAUAAGACAACGAUGAGGCUCGUUCCGAAGAACUCGGCGGGGGGCAUGGACGACGCGCUGCGGCAGAAGCAGCUACAGGUCACCUCGAAGCUCAAGCACAAGACCAGAGAGGAGGAUCGCGACCCCCCCAAGAAGGCUGUCAAGUUCCAGACCGAAGAAGAGGAGCUGGGCGCAGCAGGCGAUACAGAAGGGGGCGCAGCUGGGGAAGGGAGGGGGUUUGCGGGGAAGCUCAGCAGGAAGGAGCAGUACAGGAUGGCAGUGCUGCAAGCGCAGACGGAGCUGCUGGAGCAGGAGGCGAACGCCAAGGUGAGGCGGGAGGAGGGGGGGGACGAUGAGGACGUGACAAGCAUGCGACAGAAAACUUCUCGCAGCGAUGAAGCAGACGAUGAGGAGCAGGAGGAUGGAGGGGGAGACGACGAAAGUCUGCAGGCCAUCCGGUACUCAGGAAUGCUGAGGAAGAAAAAGGAAGACCAUGGGAUGUUCGAGGACCCGUACAAGACGAUGUGCAUGGCGACGCUCGAUGAUGGGAUCUUGACCCUGAAGAUGAUUGUCAACGGUGAAGUCACAGACAGUCAGGAGAUGUACAACCUCGGGGACGGAUGGAAGCUCAUCAUUCGCGACGACAAGAAGGAUCGCUUCUCCCUCAUCCGCAGCAGCGGCUCGUCGUCCGAACCAACUCAAAUCACCCUCAAGGCGGAGAAUAGGAUGGAAGGAGAGGCAUGGAUCGAGAAGCUGACGGAGACAGCACGAUGGUUCGGGGAAUGGUGA
Messenger RNA from Guillardia theta CCMP2712, 2382 nucleotides. RefSeq lists its product as hypothetical. Gene Ontology annotation, molecular function: oxidoreductase activity. The transcript is spliced from 19 exons. The coding region runs from base 1 to 2382 and encodes 793 amino acids. The record is from RefSeq and is a predicted model, not a curated record. Lineage: Eukaryota; Cryptophyceae; Pyrenomonadales; Geminigeraceae.